AUGUUCACAUCGAAUAUAAACGACAUCGAGACUCUUUAUAAGUAGGGGCUUGAAUUCGAAGGUAAAAAAAUGAUUGAUGAAGCUAUUGAAUGCUUCAAUAAGGUGAUAGAAAUUGACUCAAAUAAUGCAGAGGCGUAUUACAGUUUAGGAUGCUGUUUUGAAUUAAAAAAUUUAGUUGAUGAUUCUCUUGAGUCCUUUAAUAAGGUACUCUCUAUAAAUCCUAACUAUCUUAAAGCGUAUGCUAGCAAAGCUGAUAUCCAUUUAAAGAAGAGUAAUAUAGAUGAAGCAAUAAUUAGCCUCAAAUAGGCUAUUGAAAUAGAUCCUAAUUUUGUUUAAGCUUAUUAAAAGUUAGCAUAAGCUUAUAAGAAAUAAAAUAAAUUAGAUUAGAUAACAGAGUGUUAUAAAAAAAUCAUAGAAAUAGAACCAAAAAAUAUGGAAGCAUUUCAUGAAUUAGCAUUAACAUAUGAAAUCAAAGGGCAAAUAGAUGAAGCUUAUGCGUGGUAUAAAAAAAUUCUUACCAUCGAUCCUUAAUUUAUAAAAGCUUACAUUAGUUUAGCUCGUAAUUAUUUUUGCGAUUCAAUGACAGAAGAAGCAAUAAGAAUGCUCAAAACAGCAUUGGAAAUAGAUCCAAACUCCGCAGAAGCCCAUGAAAGACUAGGAUUUAUUUAUGAAAAAUAAAGUAUGUUUGAUUCAGCUCUUAUCUCAUACAAGAUUGCAUUAGAAAAGAAUCCUAAUUUUUUAAGCGUUUACAUAAGCUUAGCAUACAUUUAUUUUCUGAAGUAAUUAGAUCAAGAAGCAAUUAAAUAGCUAAGAAAAGCUAUUGAAAUAGAUCCAAACUUUGUUUAAGCCUAUGAAAGACUAGGAUUUGUUUUUUAAAAUAGAAAAAAGUAUGAAGAGGCUAUAAAAAAUUAUAAAAAAGCAAUUGAAUUAGACCCCAAAUACUUUAAUGCUUAAUAUAACUUAGGUUUAUUAUAUUACUACUAAGGAAAGUAUAACGACUCGCUAUUAUGCUAUAAAAAGGCUAUAGAAUUAGAUCCAAAAUAUGUGGAUGCUUACAAUAACUUAGGUCUAGUUUACUUCGGUUUAGAUAUGAAUAAUGAAGCAAUUUAAUAUUACUAAAAGGCGCUUGAGUUAAAUCCAGAUUACUAUAAAGCUCACUACAACUCUGGACUUGCUUAUGAAAAAGAUAAUUUGAUAGAAGAGGCUAUUGAGAGCUAUAAAAAAGCAAUUAAAAUAAAUCCUAAAUUUCUCAAGGCUUUAAUUAGGCUAGGUGAUAUUUGCGUUGAAAGAGAAAUGAUAGAUGAAGGAAUUGAGUGUUUUAAAAAAAUAGUUUAAUUAAGCCCAAACAGCGAAUAUGAUUUCUUUAGUUUAGGAGAAUUGUAUUUGACAAAGAAAAUAUAUGAAGAAGCAAUUAAGUGUUAUAAAAAGACAUUGGAAAUAAAUCCAUAAUAUAUAAAGGCACUUAAUAAUUUAGGUCUUGCUUACGAAUAUUAAUAAAUGUUUGAUUAAGCUAUCGAAUGCUAUAAAAAGGCUAUUGAAAUUGAUCCAAAUUAUCAUUUAGCUUACUAUAAUUGCGGAAUUUCUUAUGCUUCUAAAAAAAUGGUUGAUGAAGCUAUUGAGUGUUACAAAAAGGUUUUAGAAAUUAAUCCAUAGUAUUUAAAUGCAAGCACUAACAUGGGCUAUCUUUAUUCUUAAUAAAAAAUGUAUGAUAAGGCAAUAGAAUGCUAUUAAAGUGCUCUUUAAGUCAAUGAAAAUAGUCUUAAAAUUUUGAACAAUUUAGGUUAUGCUUAUUAUAAAUCUAAUAUGCAUGACUAGGCUAUUGAAAUCUAUAAAAGAGUAAUAUAAAUAGAUCCAAAGUCAUUUUUGGCUAACUAUAAUAUCGGAGUUGCUUAUUAAAUGAAAAACAUGUUUGAUGAAGCCAUUGAAUUUUACAAAAAAGUGGAAGAAAUCUUUCCAAAAUACUUUACAGUCUUUAUAAGAUUAGGAAAUGUUUAUGGAGAGAAAAAAAUGUAUGAAGAGGCUUUAGAGAACUAUAAUAAAGUUAAGGAUUUUAGCAUGGAGAAGUUAGAAGAAAUAUCUAAUUUAGAAAAUGUUGAUAAGAUGAAUUUAAUUGAGGAAGUAAUUGGAUGCUACAUAAAGGCUAUAGAAUUAAAUCCAGAAUAUGUUUAAGCUUACUACUAUUUAGCAAUUAUAUAUUAAAAUACCAAUAGGGUUGAUGAAGCUAUCGACUACUAUUAAAAAGUGAUUUAAUUAGAUCCUCAACAUGCAGAUGCUUAUUUAGAAUUAGGUAACAAGUACCUUCAUAAAAAUUUAACAGAUAAAGCUCUUGAAUGCUUCUAUAAGACAAUAGAAAUAGAGCCAAAAAAGUAUGAUGCAUAUAAUGGAGUUGGAGCUAUUUUUUAUGCUCAAAAAAAGGAUGACUAAGCACUUGAGUACUUCAAAAAAGCUCUUGAAAUAAAUCCUAACUAUAUAUUAUCAAUAUAUAAUUCCGGACUCAUUUAUGAGUAAAAAGGUUAAAGUGAAAAAGCACUUGAAUGUUACAAAAAGGUAAUAUCUAUCAACCCUGCUGAUAAGAAAUCACUUGAAAAGAUUGAAAAGAUCGAGUAAAAAAUCGAUAGCAAAAAUGAAAAACUAGAAUAGUAUUUGUAAGAAAUUAUCAAGAACCCUGAAAGCGCAAAAAGUUACUUUGAAUUAGGGCAAUUUUAUUAAUCAUAACAAAAUAAUAAAAAAGCUAUUGAUUGCCUUAAAAAGGUGAUAGAAAUAGAUCCCAAGUAUUUUGAAGCUUACGAAAAAUUAGCAUUUAUUUUUAAAGAAAAAAAAAUGUUUGACUUGUCAAUUGAAAACUACUAAAAGGCUUUUGAAUUAAAUCCAAAAUUCACUGAUGCAAUAAAAAAAAUAAUGAGAAUUUACUUAGAUAGAAAAAUGGUCAGCGAAGCUAAAGAGUUCCAUAAUAAAAUGCUUGAAGAAAAUCCUAAUAAUGCUGAAAUAUUUUAUUAACUUGGAGAAGCCUAUUAAGAAGAUUCAUCAAAGUAUGAAGAUGCUAUUGCUUGUUAUAAAAAAGUUAUCUAAAUAGAUCCUAAACAUAUUGAUUCUCACAUUGAAUUGGGCUGUAUCUAUUUGGAUAAAAAAGAAUACCAAUAAGCAAUUGAAUAUUUUAACAAAGUAAUUGAAUUAGAUCCUAAAGAGGUUGUAGCUUUAAAUAAUAUAGGACUUGCUUAUUAUGAUUAGAAAAUGAAUGAGAAAGCACUUGAAUACUACAACAAAGCUCUUGAAAUAAAUCCUACAUUUUAGUAAUCUAUUUACAACACUGGCCUUGUGUAUGAAAUCUAGAAUCAAUAUGAAAAAGCCCUUGAGUAUUACAAUAAGGUUCUUAAAAUAAACCCAACAGAAAAGAAAUCCCUCUUGAGAGUAGAAAAAAUAAAUGAAAAAAUUGGAAAUAUAAAUAGCGAAAAGCCUGAAGAAACAUCAAAAAAAGAAGUCCAAAAUACUCUUUCAAGUGCAAAGGAAUAUUACUCUAAAGGAUAUGAUUUCUAUGCUUAAAUGGAAGAUGAAAAAUCUAUUUAAUGCUUGUAAAAGGCUAUCGAAAUAGAUCCAAAUUAUUAUGAAGCCUAUGAUAAAUUAGGUCUUAUUUAUGGUGAAAAAGGUAUGUUUGAUGAGGCAAUUUAGAACUAUUUAAAAGCACUCGAAAUUAAUCCAAAAUUUUUUGAUAUCAUUCCUAGUAUAAUGAACAUCUAUUUUGAUUAAAAUAGAAUUGAAGAAGCAAAAGAAUUUCAUUAAAAAAUAGUAGAUUUGAACCCGAAUUGCACUGAAACUCUGUACGAGCUUGGAGAAGUUUAUUAAGAUUAGAAUAUGAUUGACGAAGCUUUUGAAUGCUAUUAAAAAAUACUUAAAAUAGACCCUUAAUACAUUGAUGCUCAUAUAGAACUAGGCAAUAUUUAUUUAGAUAAACAUGAUAAUGAUUAAGCACUUGAAUGCUAUAAAAGAGCAUUAGAAAUAAAUCCUAAAGAAAUAGUAGCUUAUAAUAACAUAGGACUGGUUUACUAUAACUUAAAAAAUAGUGAUUAAGCACUUGAAUAUUACAAAAAAGCUCUAGAAAUAGAUCCUAAUUAUGAGCUCUCGAUCUAUAAUUCAGGACUUGCUUAUGAGCAGAAGAACUAAAAUGAAGAAGCACUUAAGUAUUACAAUAAAGUUCAAUAAAUAAAUCCAAAUGAGAAAAAAUCACUCUUAAGAAUACAAAAAAUAAAUUCAUUAAAUGAGAAUUUCGACUCAAAAAUUUAACAAUCAAUUGAGAAUAAUCCUUAAACUGCGAAAGACUACUAUAAGUAAGGGUUCCUAUAUUAUGUUUAAAUGUAGGAUGAUAAGUCUAUAGAAUGUCUUAAAAAAUCAGUAGAAUUAGACCCACUUUAUUUUGAAGCCUAUGACAAAUUAGGGUUUGUUUAUUAGCAAAAAAAAAUGUAUGAAGAAGCAUUAGAGUAUUUUAAAGAAGCUAUUAAAAUUAAUCCAAAGUGCUUCAAUUCUAUAAGCAGCAUCAUGAGAAUUUACUUAGAAUAAAAAAAAAUAGAUGAAGCUAAAGAAUAUCACAAAAUGAUAAAUGAAAUGAACCCAGAUUGUGCUUAAACAUAGUAAGAAUUAGGAACUGUUUAUUAAGAUCAAAAGAUGGUUGAUGAAGCAAUAGCUUGCUACUAAAAAGCUAUUGAGCUUAACCCAUAAUCAACCAGUGCUUAUAUUGAGUUAGGUAACUCUUAUUUAGGUAAAGUAAUGUACGACAAAGCUCUUGAAUGCUACAAAAAAGUAUUAGAAAUAGACCCCAAAAAAGCAGUAGCAUAUAAUAACAUAGGAUUAGUUCAUUAUAAUUAGAAUAUGGAUGACCUAGCUCUUGAAUAUUACAACAAAGCUCUUGAAGUCAAUCCCAAAUAUGAAUUAUCUAUUUAUAAUUCAGGGCUAAUUUAUGAAUAAAAAAAUUAAAAUGACAAAGCCCUUGAAUGCUAUAAGAAAGUUUUAGCUAUAAAUCCUACUGAUAAAAAAACUCUCACUAGGAUCGAGAAAAUUAACGAAAAGAACGUAAAUUUAAAAUUAAGUGAGAAAGAUCUUGAAGAAAAGCUUCAAAAAGUUCCUGUUACUGCAAAAGAUCAUUUAGAAUAAGCCUUUUUAUACUUAACUAUUAAGAAAGUUGAGUAGUCGAUUGAACUUUUGAAGAAAGCAAUAGAAAUAGAUCCAAAUUACUACGAUGCAUAUGAUAAACUUGGAUUAAUUUACAAACAAAAAGAAAUGUUUGAAGAUGCAAUUUAAAAUUAUGAAAAGGCAAUUGAAAUAAACUCAAAAGGUUUUGAAUCAAUUUACAAUUUAAUGGUGAUAUAUUUAGAUUUAAUAAAAAUAAAUGAAGCUGCUUAAUUCCAUUAAAAAAUACUUGAAAAGAAUAAAGAUUGUUCUGAGACUAAUUAUAGAUUAGGAUUAGCUUACUAAGACAAAAAUAUGCUUAAUGAAGCAAUAGUUCUUUUUUCAAAAGCAAUAGAACUUGAUUCUAAGCAUGUAAAUGCUUAUGUUAAAUUAGGAAAUGUCUACUUAAAGUUAAUCAUGUAUGACAAAGCUCUUGAAGUCUUCUAAAAAAUACUUGAAAUAGAUACAAAACAAGUAGUCGCUUAUAAUAAUAUCGGACUCGUCUAUUAUAAUCAGAAAAAGGAUGAUCUAGCCCUUGAAUAUUAUCAAAAAGCACUAGAAAUAAAUCCUAAAUACUUGCUAUCACUCUAUAAUUCUGGUCUUGUUUAUGAAACCAAAAAUUAAAAUGAUAAGGCUUUAGAAUGCUACUAAAAAGCCCUUGAUAUAAACCCAAAUGAUAAGUAAACACUUGAUAGAAUGAUGAAAUUGUUCUUAAAAACUGGAAUAAUUAAAGACGAAUUUGACGUUGAUAACUUUUUGUAAAAAAUGGAAAAAAACACUUAAAGUGCUUAUGAUUUUUAUAAAUAAGGGUACACUUUCUAUUCAAAAAAAAUGAAGGAUUAAUCAAUUAAGUGUUUAAAUAAAGCAAUUGAAAUAGACCCUAACUUUUUUGAAGCCUAUGAUAAGCUAGGUUUAAUAUAUGAAGAAAAAGGUAUGCUUGAUUAAGCUAUAGAAAAUUACAAAAAAGUUAUUGAAAUUAACCCUAAAUUUAUUAAUGCAUACAAUAAGUUAGGCAAUAUUUAUUUAGAUAAAAAAUAGCUAAAUGAAUCAAUUUCUUAUUAUUAAAAAUGUACAGAAAUAGAUCCAAAUUAUCUUUAUGGAUUUUAUAAUUUGGGUUUGGCCUAUGAAGACAAAGGAUUUGAUCGUAAGGCUUUACUGUCCUACAAAAAGGCUAUAUAAAUAGAUCUAAAAUAUGUAGAUGCAUAUUUUAAUAUAGCAAUGAUUCAUUAAGAUAAUUAAAUGUUAGAAAAACAAAUAAAGUACCUAAAAAUUUCUUUAUUAACUGAUGAAGAAGAUUAAGAAACUAUAGAGCUACUAAAAUAGGCUAAAUCUUAAAUUUGA
Molecule: messenger RNA, 6498 nt
Organism: Tetrahymena thermophila SB210
Lineage: Eukaryota; Ciliophora; Oligohymenophorea; Hymenostomatida; Tetrahymenidae
Product: SLEI family protein
Exons: 1
Biological process (GO): RNA processing; protein O-linked glycosylation
Molecular function (GO): protein N-acetylglucosaminyltransferase activity; protein binding
Source: RefSeq, a predicted model, not a curated record